CCGCGGCGCGGGGCGGGCAGGAGCGCAGCCCGGCUCGUCGCCGCGGCCAGCGAGCAUGUGCGGAGCGGUAGCGCCGGGCAUGCUCAGUCGGGAACCGGGAGCCACAGCUGCUCGGGGAGCGGGGGGUGCGGUCUCGGGGGCUCGCUGUGCAGCUCAAUGGCAUCCCCAAAGAAGUUGCAGGGUCUCGUAGCAGCUACCAUCACUCCAAUGACUUCAGAUGGAAAAAUUAACUGCUCUGUGAUUGAGCAAUAUGUGGAUUAUCUUGUAAUAAAUCAAGGCGUGAAGAACGUUUUUGUGAACGGCACAACGGGAGAAGGGCUGUCACUGAGCACGGAGGAGAGGAAGCAGCUAGCCGAGGCGUGGGUGACCAAAGGGAAAGACAAGUUGGAUCAUGUGAUCAUUCAUGUGGGAGCAUUAAGUCUACCUGAGACAAAGGAACUGGCCCGCCAUGCAGCUGACAUCGGGGCCAGUGGGAUUGCUGGGAUCGCCCCCUCUUUUUUGAAACCUACAAACAAAGACGCACUGGUUGCCUUCUUACAGGAAGUUGCAUCUGAAGCCCCUGACACUCCAUUUUAUUACUAUCAUAUUCCCCCUUUAACAGGUGUGAAGAUUCGUGUUGAGGAGCUGCUGGAUGGGAUAACAGAACAGAUCCCCACCUUCCAGGGAGUGAAGUUCAGUGACACAGACCUCUUGGACUUUGCACAGUGUGUGAACAAGUACCAAGAGAAGUUUGUGCUGCUUUAUGGGGUGGAUGAGCAACUGCUGAGUGCACUGGUUGUGGGAGCAUCUGGGGCAGUUGGAAGCACAUACAACUACCUGGGCAAACAAUACAACGUGAUGUUGGAGGCUUUUGCAAAGCAAGACCUUGAGUUAGCACAACAGUGUCAGUUCUGUGCUGGAGAAUUUCUCAGCUUUGUCAUCCAACUAGGUUUUGGUGUUGCACAGAUUAAAGAAGUUAUGACAUUUGCCUCAGGGAUUGUAAUGGGUCCCCCUCGGCUUCCACUCCUAAGAGCCUCUCAGGAUUUUAUUGAGAAAGCAAAUGCCAAACUGAAGAGUGUGAUCGAUCACUUUCCCAAACUCCCGUAGAUCAAGGAGCCUCUGCUUUUGAGAUUCAUUAGCAUUUGAAGUGUUCUCCUUUUGGGGGACAUAUUGACUCAAUGAGACUUCAUCAUAGAAUGUGUAAUAAGUGGCUCCUAUCUAAGACGGCCUUGCUAGCCUAUAUCUUGCUUUCUUUUUUUUAGCCUUACCCAAAGGUCACUUUACUAUACAGAGGAAUUCUGUUUAUCUGAGUGGCCUGAGCUACUCUGGAAAGGGAAGUGGUAAAAGGACUCUGUCUCUGACUCAGAAUUUUCUUCUACAACAGUCUCAACCCUUCCGCCCCCCCCUCCACCACACACAUACUUUUUUUUAUAACGCUGGGAUGUGAGUAACAUAAUGUUGCUUGUACUCUGAUGUGACAUCUUCCUUCUGCUCAACCUAGUAUUUUAGUGCAGCUUUUAUGUCAAACUCCAUUUUUACCAGUGAGUAAAAAGAAGCAGGUGGCUCAUCUAAAGAGAUUUUGUGCCCAGGAUUCCCAGAAGACAUUUCUUCCAUGUGCUUCUUUUUCUUUAUCUCUCUCCUCCAUUUUCUUGCUCUCCCUGUAAUUCCUCAAACAAAAACUUUUAAGUUAUUUGUUUGUGACAGACAGCACUUGCUCUCUCUUGUUCCCAUUCCCAGCAUGUGCCGGCAAAUGCAGCACCAGAGUUGGAGCAAGAAACGAACCAGAGGUUCUACAAGGCAAUGCAAAGCACCACCACUUUUUACAGGUGUCACUUAUUGCUGAUAGUAAGGGGUCCUCUUACACAUAUAGGAUCUAAUUUUCCACUACCUCUUACCCUGUAUAAUUGUUUAUACCUUGGCCAAAUACUACCAUUUAGGUGCCUGGAGAAUUUUGAUUUGAUAGCAGUUUACACUCACUUUGCCCUGGUAAGAAUGACUGCAUAGUGUACAAACCAGGGAGAAUCAGGUUUGAGAAUCUGGCGAUCUGUUGCUAUUUCAGUAUCCAAGGUUUCUCAGUAAUCUGGACAGUAACAUUCCAUUAACUUCUUCCGUUUGGCAAUAAUAAUUUAACUUCCUAUCUGCAGAAGCAGAACACAAACUGUAGAAGCCCUGACUGAGUUAGGCAGUUGACAAGAUUAUUCUCUUGAAUCUAUAAAGGGAUGUAGAUAAGCUUCUCUGGUGGCUUCAAACAGGGAAACAGAUGGCUUCUGAAAUAACCAAGAGCACUACAUAUCUGCAGUUGUUCCUUGCAUAACCACUAUUGAAUGAAGUAAGCAUGCAGAAGCCACCAUGACAAAAAUCAUAGGAAAGUUUAAGACUGUGCAGUUCCAGAUUCUGAUAUUUUAGGAGAAUUCUACUGUGUUUUCCUUAAAGUUGUUACUGUGAUGCUUUUUAGAUUCUCUUUAAUCCAGAUGAGAUCCUCUAUGCUUUGUGCAGUGCUGCAUACAUAACAAUACACUGUUACUUGCUUUCUGCAUAUUUUAAUAUAUAGAUAGAUGAAUUAUCUAAACAUGAGAUCUUCAACUGAAUAACUUUUCUGACAGAUUCAAAUUAUUCCAGUCUUUUGGUGUGGUAGUUUUUAAAUGUGUCUUGAUCUGUUUAUACAAAUCUCCAGCUAUUAAACUGUUUGCCUCUGAAUAUUUGUUUAACAUUUCAAUAAAAUUUCUGUAUAUUUUCUUACACAGAUCAUAAAAACAUUCUUGAAAACGUUUG
This is a messenger RNA of Pelodiscus sinensis (Chinese soft-shelled turtle), 2751 nucleotides long. RefSeq names its product N-acetylneuraminate pyruvate lyase (gene NPL). NCBI's taxonomy places the organism in Eukaryota, Metazoa, Chordata, Testudines, Trionychidae. Gene Ontology annotation, molecular function: lyase activity. The record is from RefSeq and is a predicted model, not a curated record.